ACCAAGAUGGCAGACAGUGAAUCCAUUAAAAAAAUGUUGAGGUCUGUACUCCAGUCAAGUAAGAACGGAGUGUCUAUCAACAACCUCCAGUCAGAGUACCGGUCUCUGUGUGGAGAGGCAAUCCCACUGAAGAAGCUGGGCUUCUCAAAGCUGGAGGACUAUCUCAGAAGCAUUCCUUCUGUGGUGCGCCUGGAGUACCGCAUGGGUGAGUUGAAGUGCUUUGCCACAGUGUGUCAAGAGACAGCCCACAUUGCCGAGCUGGUGGCUCGUCAGAAAAACUCCAAGAAAAGUGGUCCCUCCAAAGUUGUCAACUGCAGGAUGAGAUUUAAAGCUUCCAACCCCUACAUGCUCAAUGUGACUCCAAGGUCAUCUCUUCGCCAGCCAUCACCUGGUAUUCCUUCAAACUGGCCAUCAAACCGUUCUCAGACCCAUGGUGGUUACAGAGGCUUCAGUGCCUCUGGUGACUACAGGCAAUUGGACAAAAAGUUAAGCUCCAUCACCCCUCUAGAACACAGACAACGAACUUCUCAAGGAACUGUAAAACAGAAUGUCAUACCCAACAGGGAAGAGAAGAGUUUGGCAAACAACAAGAAUUCAAAAGAUGUGCCUCCUGAACAAGUUCUCAAACCCAGCCAACCACAGAAUAGCCUAUAUGAUGUUUCGCUAGUGCAGAGAAGAAUCACUCAGCUCCUGGAGAAGUCCUACAGUGGAAUGUGGAUGUCAAAAAUGCCAGAGUUGUACAGUCAAAUGUUCAAACAGAAGCUUCAUCCUCAGGUGCUCAUAGAUGUAGAGAAGUGGACACACAUCUGUCAGGUGGAGAAACCUCCUUCUUCCAACCGAGCCGACCGCCUAAUCUACCCUCCUUUGCUGAAGCCCCCUACAGUCUCUGUAAAGAGCACCAGCUCCCCAGCAGCAUCCCCAAUCAAUUCAAGCACUGUCAUCGUACCCAUUUCUUCGUGUUCCUCAAAACCUGAACAGAUUGCUACACCUCCCAAUCUUCCUCCUGUUCCCAAACCCAGAUUAUUCCUGAAAGAACCCCUUGCUAAGCCAAAUGUUUUUCCUCCACAGCCUGCUGCUGCCACUUCAGGCAAGGCGUUGUACCCGGUCACAUUACGAAGCCCUGCCCACAACCCAGCUCUUGCUCCCCGACUGUCCCCUCGUACCAGUCCCCCAUUCAGUGACGACGGUGGUCGUGGAGAUUAUCACGAUUUGCUUACAGAUACCCUCAAACACAACAGAAGCCCUCACUCCUUAGCCCCUACUUGGACUAACAUUGCAUCGAGCAUUCCGUCUGCAGCAGAUUCUAAAUCUGGCCAUGACAUUUUACCUCUAUUGAAGGUUGCAUUCAGCCCGUCAUUGAAUUCUCCCACUUCUCCUCAGUUAAAAACUUCUGCUGCCACUAUCUCAGCUGAGGUGCGGCAAAAAAUAGAGGAGCUUUUGUCCAAGUACAGCAGUGGUCUGUGGGCACAUGCUUUGCCGAAGCUUUUUAUGGACACAUACAAGAUGCCGUUCCCUGAGCAUGUUCUCGACAACUUGUUUCAGUUGCUUGAUAUAUGCACUGUGGAGCACCCCUCGCCACAUGACAAGAACAGGGCCAUCCUGUAUAACUCCAGCAGAGCAGUCAUGGAAUCCACAGACGACCAAGACAACCAGCAGUGCAGCGACCACCCCCUCCCUAGUGGUUUGGAAGUACUGAGUCCUGUGGUUCCCCCUUGUCUGGUUGUUCCCUCAGAGCAGUACCCCUCUGUGCUGGUUACUGAGGCCAAGAGCAGCAAUGCUGUCACUGUAAGGUAUGUAGGAGUGAACUACUCACACCUACAUGAGGCCAUGGAGGAUGCCAUGACCUCGUUCUACAGCCAAAGCUGCAUGCAGCAUCCUGUGUCAAACCCCACUGUGGGUCAGCUGGUAGCAGUCAGAGGAGAGGAUGGAGAUGAUCUGGCCAGAGCACAGGUUAUGGAGGUCAUUGACUCCAACAAGGUCAAGGUGUACUACAUGGACUAUGGCUUGUCUGUGGAAACUAGUAGGACUAAUCUACUGAAUCUUCACCAGGACUUCCUCUCUCUACCCUUCCAAGCUACUAAUGUUAGGCUUGCAGGCUUAGAGGCAUUCAGUUCCCAUCCGUCAGUGUUGUCCUCCCUGGAUACGGUGGCAGUUGGAAAGAUUCUGCUGAUGGAAACAUUGAAGUCAUGUGAACAGAAUGAAAUGCCUGUGGCAGUACUUUAUGAUACUUCAGAAGAGGAAGACAUUAACAUCAACUCCACCUGCCUGAAGGCUCUGCAGGACAAGACCAUGAACAACCCUCUGACUGUGAAUGUUACCUAUAAGGAUGCGAGUGUCACAAAUGUGUGUGCAGAUGGCAUCAUGUACUGCCAGCUGCCUUCCCGGGGAAAUGCACGCCUGAAAAAGUUACUGGAGCAAACAGAGGUCUACUUCAUCUCCCAGAUGACGUCUGAUUACCUGGUGGCCAGACCCUUCAGCGGCAAGUUCUGUCUAGCUCGCUAUAAAGAAAAGUGGGCCAGAGUGGAGAUCACCAGCAUGCAUGACAGCAGAGUGAUGGAGAUUGUCUUCAUGGACUUUGGUGUCCCAGCAACUGUAGAAGUCACUGAUCUCCGAGAGAUCCCCCCACUUUUUCUGAAAGACUUCAUGCUCAUUCCGCCACAGGCAAUUAAAUGUCGCCUGGCUGAACUCACCGUUCCAGAGGGAGACUGGAGCCAAGAGGCCGUUCUGUGGUUGAAGGAAGCUACCUUAGGCUCUGAAGACUGUAAAAUGAAGAUUGUGAAAUUAGAUGAGCACAAAGGGGAUAAGUUGGUCUACAUGUACCUGUUCAUCGGCGUUGACAGUCAGGAGCUACACAUGAGCAUCAACCAUCAGCUCGACCGCUCUCAGUUGUUGCGUAAAUUCAGCAGUGGGGGCACAGGUAAUGCUGCACAUCAAAAACCAAAUUCAUUCUGGGUCUGAGACAGUCUCUGUGCUCUAAUGGAGCAGUUGACUCUGAACAACCCUGUCCCAAACCCGACAGUCAAAGCCUCAGCCCAGCCAUGUGACACAAAAGAAGAGGAUGCAAACGCCAAAACUGGGAUGCGGCCACUUCCGAUGCCGCCUCCACUGGAGCUCCCUCAGAUUGGCCAGAAUAUGGAUGUGUUUGUGCCAGUGACCUGCCACCCAGGUUACUUUGUGCUACAGCCAUGGCAGGACCUACAUAAGCUCGUGGUUUUGAUGGGGGAGAUGAUGCUUCAUUACAACCAGACGGGAAAGACCGACACCGUCACACAGAUCCAGAAAAGGGAGGUGUAUGCUGCCAAAAUAGACAAGAAUUGGCACCGUGUGCAGGUGAAGGCGAUUCUGGCCAACGGGUUGGUUUCCGUCUAUGAGCUGGACCAUGGUAAACAUGAGCUGGUCCGUAGCACUCUCAUCCGGCCUCUGAUAGAGGAAUUCAGACAGCUGCCAUUUCAGGGAAUUGCUGCACAGUUGGCAGGUGUGGCACAGCAGCAGUGGUCAGAGGAGGCUUCCAUGUUAUUCAGAAACCAUGUGGAGAAACGAGCACUCGUAGCCCAGGUGGAGAGUGUUCAGGAAAUGUCGGAGGUUAAAGGUGAGCUGUGGGCUUGCAGGUUGACAGUUUACCUGGUGGACACCACGAUGGAGGACAGGGACCUUUGGAUACACAGCAUCAUGACUGACAUCAGUGGUGAGCUGGCUUCGGCAAAUUAACCAGCAGCCAUACUCUUUGACUGUUGUUGAAACCCUGUUUGUUUUGUUUUGUUGUUUUCAUUUUCUAUAAAACGGAAGCCAAAAGUCACUUCCUCUGCACUUGGUUCAAUUUCAGUGUUGUGGAUCUUUAAAAGCCUUAAAGUAUGGUGUCUUAUUAUUUAGGUUAGUGUGAAGGGUCCCCAUAACGCAAGAUGAAAAGUGUUGGUUUUUUUGAGUUUUUUUUUUUCCGGAAAAUAAGGGCUGAAAAACUUAACAUUUAAUAGACUGAGAAAAAAAAUAAAUAAAUCAAAUAUCACUGUGGAUGCUCUUUUCACUUUGAUUCUCAUUCAUGACUUUUCUACUUUUUUGAUGUUUGCUGUGUCUUAUGCAUGCACUGGUGUUGGCCAUUUUUCACUUACUUUUUGGUGUAUGUAAAUAUGUUUUAUAGUCAUACAACAUAAGUAACCUGCAUGAGUAAAAUGAAUAAGUUGCAGUAUUUCUAGUGUUGUUAGAGUUUAAGCUGGUCACAUUCAUUUGAAUUAAAGCAUUGAUCCCGAGGAAGGUGUGUGUUGGCUUCAAGUGGAUUAAUGUCAAGUUUACGUUUGAAACUUUGCAUUACUGGACUUGUGUUCUGUCAA
Molecule: messenger RNA, 4325 nt
Organism: Acanthochromis polyacanthus (spiny chromis)
Lineage: Eukaryota; Metazoa; Chordata; Actinopteri; Pomacentridae
Product: tudor domain-containing protein 7A-like
Exons: 21
Biological process (GO): spermatogenesis; lens morphogenesis in camera-type eye; lens fiber cell differentiation
Source: RefSeq, a predicted model, not a curated record